UGAAGACAACCAAUAUCUACUAAAAAUGAUAAGUGGGAGAGGGGGUUAGCAUGGCUCUUUUACCGUGUGAAUAGUCCCUAUUGAUUAACGCCGUUUGCUGCUCUCCGCCUAUGAAGGCUAGGGUUCCGAAGUACAUAUGGCUUCAUGGAGCGAUUUCUCCUUAUUUUUGGAGAUUUGUUGUGUUAGAGACUGUUUUUUUUCUUGGAUCUUGGUCGUAAUCCCUUUCUAAACUCUGGAUUCAGCUUGGAAGGAUGAUUCACGCACAAAGACCAUAAAACGAUUUCUAAUUUUCGCGAAAUGCAUUGUUUACGGCUGAGAAUGUGACAUUCAAGGUCGAUGAUCGGUUUUGCAUAUAUUUGGAGUACAUCCAUCCUGGAUCACUUAAUAAAUAUCUUAGAGAUUAUGAGGGAGCUUUGCCAGAGUCUGUUGUUGGGAAUUUUACUCGUCAUAUUGUUUCUGGAAUAGCUUACUUGCACAACACCAAGACAAUUCACAGGGACAUAAAAGGGGCUGAUUUGCUUGUAGAUGCAUUUGGUGUUGUCAAGCUUGCUGACUUUGGAUUGGCAAAACAUAUGCUUUUUUAUGCUCUCAAAGUGCGUCCGUGGUAUUCACUUCUUCUGUUUUCUUUUCCCAUUAAAUUAAGAGCUUUCGGGGAAAAAUAUUGAUCUUUCAUUGAAAGGAAGUCCUCAUUGGAUGGCCCCUGAGGUGAUGCAGGCAGUGUUAAGGAAAGAUGAUAAUCCAUAUCUUGCACUUGCAGUCGAUAUAUGGAGCUUGUGCAUGUGUAGUGAUAAUAAUCAAGGGAAAGUACACUCUUCCUACCACACCCCUGAUGGUGCAAAACCACUAUAUCUUCAUAUUUCCGCUGCAGCACAUUUAGAAACAACCGUGGAGAGGAUCAAAGUACUUGACAAUGCAUCCUCGCUUAUGAAGGAAAUAUUGAAAGAGGGUUCAUCAAACAAUGGGUUGAAGGUUUUAUUCUCUUAAUGUUAAUGAAAGUGGUAAACACUAGGAAGCCAUCAAAGUAGACGGUGUCGUUAUUUUGCUGUAUUUUGAUCCAGCUCUAGCUCUCAUGUCAUCUGCAGGGAAAAUGAAGUUGGAGCUAAAGAAAAUCAGAGAUUAACUCAGAAUGACAGAAUGUUAUUGUGGCUGUGCUCGUGUUCAGGGUAAAUGUUUCUGAAUUAUGGUUUUUGUUAACUCUCACCGCGUUUAAACUAAAAGUGAAAUGCUUUUAAAACUCUAGAACCAAAUUGGAAGAAUGUCAUAAUGUGUUCACAGUUCUUGAAUUUAUCUCCUUAGGGUGAUACCUUACAUGUUUCUUGAAUAGGCAGGCCAACAUAUGAGUUUCCCCAUCCAUUAGCUCGUGUGCGGUGUGCCCCAAAGUGCUGGAUAUUGGAUAAGAUUCCAGUGUUUUUUAAUAAAACUAUUUUUUUAUCUAAUAAAAUAUCACUACAUAAUCAACUUUUCUUAUAUGGUGGUGGACUUGCUGAUAUGGUGGGGCAUAAGAAGUUAUAUUAAUGACCUCAAACAUAUUUAAUACAUACCAUGGUUCCAUAGAGGUACAGUAUCUCUCUGCCUUGCUAUAUAAAAAUGAAGCACUCUAGAUGUCCGUGAAUUUGUCUCAUUGAGUUCUUUCUUUGGUACAGUUUCUUUUCCUUCACUCCCCCCAACUUGUAUUUUCUUUUAAGUUCUACUGAUAUUGACUUUGCUUCCGCUUCGAUUUUUUUAUUCUGAAAAAUGAAUGGACAUCAAAUGGUUGUGUAAAAUGUUUUUUCCUUUUUUGCCCUCAAACUCACUUUAGUCUUUUAUCCAAAUAAAUUUAAUCACAUGAUAAAAUUGACAGAAUUAUAUAAAUAUCAGCCUACUAGCUUAAAUGGCAUUACAAACAUGGCCUUAAACAUAAUAUCUUGGUAAAAGAUAUCGUAUAGUAACUUCUUUUUAUAAUAAAGUGACAUACUUGAUGAUUUUGUGGUUGCUGCUUUUUGAAGUUUGUGAUUGAUGAAAGCUUGAUCUUGAAAAGUGAAUGCUUUGCACUAUUUGUAUAAUGAAUCCUUUGUGAUGAGCUUUUAAUCUAAUAAAUAUUUUAUAUUAUAGAAGGACAAAAAAGAGACGAGUUAAAAAGAAAACUAAAGAAAAGGGAGGAGAAGCACACAGAUUACAGAUGUUGGAGCAAGGGUCAAAAUACUGGACGAAGAAAGAGGGUAGGGGAAAUAAAUGGAAAAGAAAAAGAGAUAAAAAUUUGACAUGUGGGUCGCCUUCGCAUAUAACUUGUGUAACCGGUUGUUUAGAGUCAAAAGUGUGAGUGUUUUUUUGAAGUUGUAGUGCUUGAUUGGGUGUUCUUUUAGUAGGAGAGGUUAAGUGACUUUUCGAGUAUAGUAGAGGGGCCAACUUGAUAGUAUUCCCCUUUUCAUAUAUGUUCAUUUAUAGCUGAAUAAUGCUCAUCUUUUUCGCCCACUUGGAGCUUGGAUAUAAUCUUAUUGGACCUGAUGGUUCAAAGACAUUAGCUGAAACUCUUAAGUUUCAUGGGAAUGUGAAAGAUCUCAUGCUUGGUUGGUGUCAGAUAGGGGCCAAGGGUACAGAGUACAUUGCAGAUAUGUUGAAAUGCAAUGGUACCAUAUCAAGUCUUGACUUGCGGGUGAAUGGACUAAGAGAUGAGUCGAGUUUGUUGUUACUGUGCACUCUGCUGUAUGCCUAUACCACACCUCCCAUGCAUGAAGAUAUUCUAUGCCUGUUCUUUUAUAUGUGUGCCAGCGAGAGCUUCAAAGGUCUUGUUUUCCACUCUUAGUCAUCGUUAUCAAGUUUGGUUGUUCUUGACGGUUUAACUUCCAAUAUUCAAAACAACAAAGGUGUGAGUCUUUCUUAAUUAGUUGGGUGCUACAAUUCAAAGGGUGCAUUGAAAAUUCAUUACGGGACACAUGAUGAACCCUUUUUUCUUGGAGUGAAGAUCAUCUUACAUCAGGUUGAAGAGGAUUUAGAAAUACAUCUUGCUACAGCUUAAUGUUUUUCAAGCAUGGUCAUGGUAGAGUGAUUAUGCUUGUCAUUUCAAGCAAAGCGUAGAGAUCAACACAAAGAACCAUUUUGCUUUAGUGUCGUUUAACAUGCGUAAUUGUCGAUGCAAUUUUGGUUGUUGCUAUUCUCUUUGCUUUAACUUUGUUAUGUUACUUCCGUUAAGAGCCAUUUUGAUGCUCUUUACAUUGAACAUUUUGCUUCCGUUGGGCACUGCAUAAGCACAACUUAAAAUGUACUUCGUAUAAAAUUC
This is a messenger RNA of Cuscuta epithymum, 3256 nucleotides long. The record is from the annotation of a GenBank genome assembly. Lineage: Eukaryota; Viridiplantae; Streptophyta; Magnoliopsida; Solanales; Convolvulaceae.